Molecule: messenger RNA, 4426 nt
Organism: Antechinus flavipes (yellow-footed antechinus)
Lineage: Eukaryota; Metazoa; Chordata; Mammalia; Dasyuromorphia; Dasyuridae
Gene: SEC61A1
Product: SEC61 translocon subunit alpha 1
Exons: 12
Coding region: 242-1672 (476 amino acids)
Biological process (GO): SRP-dependent cotranslational protein targeting to membrane, translocation; post-translational protein targeting to membrane, translocation
Cellular component (GO): Sec61 translocon complex; membrane
Molecular function (GO): ribosome binding; transmembrane protein transporter activity; signal sequence receptor activity
Source: RefSeq, a predicted model, not a curated record
GGAAAGGCACCCGACAGCCGCCACCUCCGCCUCAGUUCUCCCGCCCGCCCCCGCGGCCCCGCCGGCUGCCUUCACUUCCCUUCCCGCCCCGCCCAGCUCGGAGGGAGCGGCGUUACUACUGACGUGUCUUUCUCUUCCUCGCUCUCUCUGCCUCUCUGUCCCCCGGCUGAGCCGCACCGCUCGCGGGCUCGGCCGCGGCACCCGUCGCCUCCCCGGAGCUUGAGCACCCGGCGCCGCCACCAUGGGCAUUAAGUUUCUGGAAGUCAUCAAGCCCUUCUGCGUCAUCCUCCCGGAGAUCCAGAAGCCGGAGAGGAAGAUCCAGUUUAAGGAAAAGGUGUUAUGGACUGCAAUCACACUCUUUAUCUUCUUAGUAUGUUGCCAGAUUCCUCUGUUUGGUAUCAUGUCAUCGGAUUCAGCUGAUCCUUUCUAUUGGAUGCGAGUGAUCUUGGCCUCUAACAGAGGCACCCUGAUGGAACUAGGAAUAUCUCCCAUCGUUACCUCUGGUCUCAUCAUGCAGCUUCUGGCUGGAGCGAAGAUAAUUGAAGUGGGUGACACCCCAAAAGACCGUGCUCUUUUCAAUGGCGCCCAGAAGUUAUUCGGCAUGAUUAUUACUAUUGGCCAAUCAAUUGUGUAUGUAAUGACUGGCAUGUAUGGAGACCCCUCUGAGAUGGGUGCUGGCAUCUGCCUCCUGAUCACCAUUCAGCUCUUUGUGGCUGGAUUAAUUGUCCUGCUGUUGGAUGAGCUCCUGCAGAAAGGUUACGGUCUGGGUUCUGGUAUCUCUCUCUUCAUUGCGACCAACAUCUGUGAGACCAUUGUGUGGAAAGCGUUCAGCCCGACCACCGUCAACACUGGCCGAGGUAUGGAAUUUGAAGGUGCCAUCAUUGCAUUGUUCCAUCUGCUGGCUACACGAACAGAUAAAGUUCGGGCCCUUCGAGAAGCUUUCUACCGCCAAAACCUUCCCAACCUCAUGAAUCUGAUUGCCACCAUAUUUGUAUUUGCAGUUGUUAUCUAUUUUCAGGGCUUCAGAGUUGACCUGCCUAUCAAAUCAGCACGUUACCGUGGUCAGUACAACACCUAUCCCAUCAAGCUUUUCUACACUUCCAACAUUCCCAUCAUCCUUCAGUCUGCUCUCGUAUCUAAUCUGUACGUCAUUUCCCAGAUGUUGUCCGCUCGCUUCAGUGGCAACUUAUUGGUUAGCCUGUUGGGCACCUGGUCUGAUACUUCUUCUGGGGGUCCAGCUCGUGCUUACCCAGUUGGUGGCCUUUGCUAUUACCUAUCACCCCCAGAAUCCUUUGGCUCUGUGUUAGAAGAUCCUGUGCAUGCAGUUGUAUACAUAGUAUUCAUGUUGGGUUCGUGUGCCUUCUUUUCCAAAACUUGGAUUGAAGUUUCAGGCUCCUCAGCCAAAGAUGUUGCAAAACAGCUAAAGGAACAGCAGAUGGUAAUGAGAGGUCACAGAGAAACUUCCAUGGUCCAUGAACUAAAUAGGUACAUUCCCACAGCUGCUGCAUUUGGUGGUCUGUGCAUCGGGGCCCUCUCAGUCCUAGCAGAUUUCCUCGGAGCUAUUGGAUCUGGAACGGGAAUCCUGCUUGCCGUCACCAUCAUUUACCAAUACUUUGAAAUUUUUGUCAAGGAACAGAGUGAAGUUGGCAGCAUGGGAGCUCUCUUGUUUUAAACUAUGCCUCUUCAUGGACCUCGAAGAGGGAGAGUAUUCUUGAAUUGUACAAGAAGAGAAAAGAAAUAACCAAAAUCUUGUUACAAGAGCUCUUAUUGAAGGAGUCACAUAUGUCAUGGUAGAACUUUUGUUUAAUAUUCUUUCAUUCCAACUUUUUUGUAUCAUAUGUGCACUUUUUUAAAGUGCUAAAGGAUGUCAAAAAUCUUGUUUUUAAUCCUGGCAUUAGCAAAAAUAAUUGUAGAAAUGGAAUUUUCUUUAUUUGACAUGUGUCCCCUCAGCUUAAUUGAUGUAAAUGAUUAAUAGUUUUCCAAAGUAGCAUCACUUUUUUAAAGAAUUAUUAUGCUGUGAGUUUGUCUUCUCAGCACUGACUGUUGCUGUAGUAGUCAUAAUUUCUACCAUUCAGAGGGACCUAUGAAUCUGGUUAUAAGCACAAACAUCAUUAAAACUGAUCCAGUUCAUACUAGGAGUAGAUGGGAGAAAUCCGACUUUAGACUCAGGUAGCAAGAAGGAAGCAUUAAUCACAUUGAAAUUUUACCAGAGGGUGUUUCUUUUAAAUGACCUGAUGAAAGGCAUCACAUUAGCAUAAGACUGUUUCCAGAUACAUAUUUUUUACUUUUAAAAGGAAUCAAUCUGGGUAGUCUAGCUUUUCCCAGGGAAGAGAAUUAUAGCAUACCUAAGAUUGACAAAUAUAAACAACAGCAACAUUGGGAAGACUGGCAAGUGGCUGAAGCUCUCUUUCUGGUUGUCAUCACCUUUGGCUAUGCUAAUUGAACCAAGGAGGACUAAAAUACCAGAAACUGGUGGUCUUGCUUCCUACGUGCUCAAUGAAUUUUGCUUUUGAGAAGUCAGGAGUUCCUUUGCUUUAAGAAGUUGAGCCUAGCUGGACUAAGCAAUCAGUUUCUCUGGAGAUAUAUUGAAAACUGAUUUUUCUAGACUAGCCUUCCUAGCUCAGAGCUGUGCCUGAGAACCCUCUAAGUGGCAUUUACAUAUCUUAUCCUGAUGCUUCCAGUUUAUAGUUCCAGACAUCUCAUAAUCAUUUUCCCCUGAGUCUUCCUGCCUGUUUGCUCUUUUCACUCCCACCCCUUCAAAAUAUAUUUCCAAAAAGGAAAUAUUUCAGCAAGUAAUUAGGUAUAGAAAGGCAGUCCUGUUCUUAUAGCCAGUUCCAUCAUACACAUUAAUUAUUUUAUAGGAAGAUUUAAAACAUUACCCUACUUGUAUUUUUAGAUCUUUUUUUAAAAAAUUGUACAUAGGACCAAAUACAAGCAGUGUAAAGAAAAGGAAACCAGGGAAUCGGGUUCUAUAAUAAACCAGUAUUGUCCAAAAUGGAGAAAGGGAUAAACGUAGAACAAGUAGUAAGAUCAGAAUUUUAAAGCCUACUUUUUUCAUAUGUUGGUCCAAUAUUAUUUUUUUUUAAGUCUUAAAGAAUGAUGUCCAAAAACUGUUUCCAUCCUCAGCUAUCAAAUGGACUGCAGGAAUUAAGAUCUUUUUGAAUUUGGGGAUAUUUAAGGAAAGGCUGAGAGAUUAAUGUAGUGGGCAUAAGAAAAGAUAGGUUGGCAAAAUUCGCUCGGGUCUGUCUAGUUUGUUGACCUAGAAAUAAGGAAGAUUUUGGAAUUUGGUGGUACCAGAGAGGAAAGAAUCCUUGAAAGGAGAAUGUGGACACAAGGUGAGAAUUGAGAACCCAGGGCUGGUCUGUGGUGCAGUCUGGGGUCAUGGAAGGGGGCUGUACUGGAGAUGAAGGGAGCACAAUGGAAGUUAACCCAUAAGCUACAACUGCCACCUCAGGUGGAGUGUUUUAUAUGAAGUACCGGGUGUCCCAAAGUCUUUAAGCUACUAAUAUGUAGCACUUUUAAUAUAUUAAACUUUUAUUAUAUUAAAAGUGUUACAUGUUAGUAGCUUGAAACUGCACAGAGAUUUUGGAACAUCCUAUAUUUCAACUAGCCCCAAGUCAGGUCUGAUUUCUGCUAGAAAGAGCAAUGUAAAUGUUAAGUCACAUCUAAGAUCUUGGACACUUGAGACUAUCUUUGCCAAAUCGUUUGGAUUUGGUUCAUGGUGGUGGUUGGGUGUUGAAUUGUUGAGAAUCCUCUGUGAUAUUAACAAGAAGCAGCCAAAUAGUGACUUUGAUGGCCUGGAAGUGAGUGGGUAUCAUGGAAUUCUAGAGCCAGAACAGACUUGCAAUUAUCUUAAUUCAUUUUAGAGAAGAAAUUGGGGUAUGAGUCCAAGUCUCCCAGCUUUUCUAGUCCCCAGCACCAUGUGUAACCACAGCUGGGCCCAUCUAGGACCAGAGGAUUAUUUCUGAGACACUGAUCCUUGCCUUCCCCCACAGACAUUGAGCUUUGCUGGCUGCCUUCCAUUGCUAGAGAAAUCUUCUCGCCUUCUGUAAGAUAUCCUCCCCUUCUGACUCUUCCUGCUUAACCCCAUUGUAGCAUGCUACAAGCAGAAACCCAUCAUUGGGGUGCAAGUGUGGAAGAACAAACCAAAUAGUUGUUUGUGCUUUUUAUUUGGUUUUUAAACUACUCCAUAUACACUUGACCUUCACUGGUACCAUUAACCAUGUGUCCCUGACAUUUGCAAGUGACAAAGCAUCCUUGCUCUGUGUAAUUGCCAAGUCUCCAAAUCUGUGGGGUUAGGGCCUUGUGCGACAAUGCAAACUGGGGCCAAUGCUCAGCCACCUUUGGAGGUUUGUUGAUAAGGUAAAUCCUGACAUAACAGAGGAAUGGAAACAAGCCAUGAAUAAAGAAAUGUUUUACAAUUCCA